This is a messenger RNA of Nelumbo nucifera (sacred lotus), 1857 nucleotides long. RefSeq names its product glycosyltransferase BC10-like. Lineage: Eukaryota; Viridiplantae; Streptophyta; Magnoliopsida; Proteales; Nelumbonaceae. The record is from RefSeq and is a predicted model, not a curated record. Gene Ontology annotation, molecular function: glycosyltransferase activity. Gene Ontology annotation, cellular component: membrane.
UUUCAAGCAGAAUUGAGACUAGUUGAGACUCAAGUCAGUUUCAGUUGGACACCCUUCAUGUGAAGUCAAGUUAGUUCCAGAGUCUCACGGAGAGCCAGUGAAACACAAAGUUUCAGAAAAUUGGAUUGUUUCACAAGCUUAUUAUUCUUGAAUCGAUUACUUCAUCUCGUUAUUGAUGUGAUUUCAGCUGGAAUCCGUGAAACAAAUCACGGAUUUCUGGCUUUUAUCCGGUCAAAGUUAGGUUAUUUCUUAACUCAACUCGGUUCCGGUUGCUUAUUGAUGAUCUAGAUCUGCAAUAUGUCGUAUGUUUUGCUCCUUGACCCGAUGGUCAGUUUAGUUCAACCUUGAUUUCUUGAUGUUUCCAACGAAACUGAAAAAUGGCGCUCGCAUUUGUAUAUGGUCUCGCGUUUUGGUUGAAUCUUGUUUUCUUUCAAAGAAAAUAUACCUGUACAAGUGAGAAUUACGGAUUCCGGAGGUAGUUGAGCUUUGGCCUCAGACGAGAUUUUGUUCGAAAUGAUCGAGUGCACACGCUGAAUUAACAAGGGAUGAAGCAUAGGGGCAGUCAGCAUAAAUCCUACAGCCGAUGGAAGGCAAAACUCUUCGUUGUGCUUUUGAUGAGCUUUUGUUUUGGAAGUUUAGUAUUGAUGCAGACCCAUUAUGGUCGAAUUAAGAUGCUUAUGUCGUUGCCUCCUCCAUCCUUUCCCAAGCCUAAGAUUGCGUUUCUGUUUAUAGCUCGGAACCGGCUUCCCGUCGACAUGGUGUGGGAUGCUUUUUUCCAGGGAGAAAAGGAGAAUAAGUUUUCUAUUUAUAUUCAUUCCAGACCUGGAUUUGUGUUCAACAAGGCAACAACAAAAUCUGCAUUUUUCUAUGGCCGCCAAGUUAAUGAUAGUAUACAGGUAGAUUGGGGAGAAGCCAGCAUGAUCCAGGCAGAGCGUAUUUUGUUAAAAAAUGCACUUAUGGAUUCUUUUAAUGAGCGUUUUGUUUUCUUAUCAGACAGCUGCAUACCUUUAUACAACUUCAGCUACACAUAUGACUAUAUCAUGUCAACAUCAAAUAGUUUUGUAGACAGUUUUGCUGAUACAAAAGAAGGUCGCUACAAUCCAAAAAUGGAUCCUGUUAUUCCUGUCCAUGAUUGGAGGAAAGGAUCCCAGUGGGUUGUUUUAACCAGAAAGCAUGCUGAGGUUGUAGUGGAAGAUGACACAAUCUACCCAGUGUUUCAGCAGCAUUGCAGAAGGAGAUCACUACCUGAGUUUUGGCGGGAUCAACCUUUUCUUGCAGAUGCAUCCAAGGAACAUAAUUGUAUACCAGAUGAACAUUAUGUUCAGACGUUACUGGCACAAAAGGGACUCGAAGGGGAAUUAACUAGAAGAACGCUGACACAUACUUCAUGGGACCUAUCAUUUUCCAAGGACUGGGAAAGGCGCAACUGGCACCCUGUGACUUACAAGUUAUCAGAUGCUACUCCAGUGCUUAUACAAUCAAUAAAGGACAUAGAUAAUAUUUAUUAUGAGACUGAAUACCGUCGAGAAUGGUGCAGCAUUCAAGGGAAACCAUCUCCUUGUUUUCUUUUUGCAAGGAAGUUCACUCGACCUGCCGCUCUCCGGCUACUUAAUAUGUCGGUGUUAGGACCUUUUAGUGAAGGAAAGAAGGGCUCGUAGUUUUGGCGAUACAAGUACCAUGUUGUUGUAACUUGUAAGUUUGACACGAUAUCAAAAUUGCUGGUGAUAGCAAGCUAAGAAAAUAUUAAAUAUAUGUACUCCUCAAUGUAAAAUAAUCUUUUACUUGAUAGUGGCGUCAUCAUUUCUUUGUAAUAUAACAAUAAAGAAUGACACCUCAUGUUUCUUUUCUCAUUGUGUA